This is a messenger RNA of Brassica rapa (field mustard), 3266 nucleotides long. RefSeq names its product QWRF motif-containing protein 4. Gene Ontology annotation, biological process: spindle assembly. Gene Ontology annotation, cellular component: cytoplasm; nuclear microtubule. The record is from RefSeq and is a predicted model, not a curated record. Lineage: Eukaryota; Viridiplantae; Streptophyta; Magnoliopsida; Brassicales; Brassicaceae. Gene Ontology annotation, molecular function: microtubule binding.
AACCUAAUAUUUAGAAUAAAUUGGAUUCAAAAUUAGAAAUAACGAAUCUGGUUUAGUCGACAGUGCCAGUUCCUGUUUCCGUUUUUGGCGUUUAGAGAGAGUGAUUUAAUGAACGAAGAACAAUUUAAGAUUUGCAGAGAAAGUAAUUUUAAUUUUUAAAUUCUAAAUAGUUUCGAUCGAUAAAACUUGUCUGCUUCAUGAGAGACAGGAGGCAUGUUAAUAAAAACAGACUCUUUUGGAUUCUUCUCGUUUCAUUAUAAACCCAAAAAUAAAAAAAAAGAAUUGUUUUUCAAUCGAAAUUUGCAUUUUCCCUAUAAAAUUUGAAAGUUUUCUUCUUAUAUUUUAUCUCAUAUGGUCAAAACAUAAACUAUAUUCUAAUCACCAAGAGGGAUCAAACGCACGUAAAUUUGCAUUAUUGUCACCUAUUACUGCAAAAAGGAAAAAUCACCGUUUAACUUAAGUGUGGACACUGAUUCUUCUAUACACACAUGGUCAUCUUUGUCUCUUCUUAUAAGAAAAUCUGCAAAUCCAAUUAUAAUAUAUAACUCAUAGCAUAAUUAUAAUAAUAUUUAACCAAAAAUAAUAGUAAUUAUAAUAUAUAUAAGUCAUACCAUUUCUAAAAUGAAUUAUUAAAAAUCUUAGUUAAGGAAACUUCUUUUUGUGAACUUUGAUGGUUCUGAUUUUGAGAAGGAAGAUGAAAGGUGGGUCUGUGAAUGAAACUUGAAAUCUUCAUUAAUUACUCCAACCCAUCAGACCAUGGCACACCCGUGUCAAUGACACUGAAAAUUAGAUCUUCUUUGCUCUGAUUUUUAAAAGUAAAAGUCUUUGAUCCAAAUCAAGAAUAUCUCUGUAUAUGUGAAAGUUCAAUUAAACUACUACUAGAAGUACUAGUACUAGUACUAGACCUGCCUUUCUCUCUCUUUAUCCUUUCUUGUUUGACACUUGAUUUUAUAGUCCUAGGCUCAACUUUUCUUAUCUCUUUCAAUCCUAGGUCUCAAGCUGUUCUUGCUGUCCUUUUUUCUUUUACUGAGGGGACCCCUACUACAGAACCUCCCUUUAUAGUCAUUUGAGUUUGUCCCAAGGACCAAAGCUUGUCCAUGUCUUGAUCUGUUUUGGUUUCUUGAUGUAAAACCUAUCUCAAAAACACCUAGAGAUCUCAUCUUUUUAUUCUUUUUUUUUUGCUUGGAUUGAUUUAAAGAGAUUCUUGAUCUGUUUCUCUGUUGUAAAGGUAAUAAAAGGGAAACUUAUCUGCUGAACCAUAUCAAUGCAAGGCUGUAUUUGUUAGCGUGAAUGGAAACGUUUUAUGGUUCCAAGAAAGCAUCAAUGAGGAAGCAGCAACAGCAAUCUCUAACAGAUACUACAAGACCUCCUCUUGUCCCAGCGGAGAAGAACAAUGCAGUUGCUGCUUCCGCCACUCGCCGGUCUAGAACAAUGGAAGUCAGUUCAAGAUACAGAUCAUCAACUCCUACUAAAACAAGGAGAUGCCCUUCGCCUAACGCCACGAGGACUGUCUCUUCAAGCAGAGCUAUUUCAGCAGAGAGGAAACGCUCCUCAACGCCAACCACUCCCACUAACCCGUCCACACCGGUUAGUGAUGUACCGGUUGCGUCUAGGAGACUAUCUACUACUGGUCAAGGCUUAUGGCCUUCUACUAUGAGAAGCCUCAGCGUUUCAUUUCAGUCUGAUUCAGUCUCGGUUCCCGUUAGUAAGAAGGAGAAACCACUUGUUUCGAUUGAUCGGACACUGAGACCAUCUUCGAAUGUAACACAUAAACAAAAGAGUGUGACAACAACAACAACAACAACAACAAAGAAUGUAUCUGCAGGUCAAUCAGAGAAUUCAAAACCUGUAGAUGGUCCACCUCAUAGUAGGUUAAUAGAACAGCAUAGAUGGCCUAGUAGAAUCGGUGGAAAGAUCAUCUCAGAUUCUAUGAACAGAAGCUUGGAUCUUGGUGAUAAAGCGGUUAGGAGAAUGUCUAAUAAACCUUUGCAGAAGUCUUCUAGUGACACAGCAAGGUUGUUGUCCUCUUACGAAAGUAAUGGAUCUCCAACAAGCUCAGAAGAUUUAGAGUCUAGACACAGGCUUUUGUCUGCAAGUUUGUUAGAUAGAGCAACUUCAGCUAGAGUGCAUCCCUUGUCUGCUCCUGGUUCACGCACUGCUUCUCCUAGCAGAUCCUCGUUUUCAUCAUCAUCCUCUAACUCUAGAGGGAUGAGUCCCUUGAGAGGAUUGAGUCCUUCAAGAGGCUCUUGUUUGAGGUCGUCUACACCGCCGAGAGGUGUGAGUCCUUCCCGGAUAAGACAAAGCAAUACAUGCACACAAUCGAGUACCACCACCACAACAUCGGUUCUUAGUUUCAUCGCUGAUGUUAAGAAAGGAAAAAAGACAACUUACUUAGAAGAUGUUCAUCAGCUCCGCUUGCUUUAUAAUAGAUAUUCGCAGUGGCGGUUCGCAAAUGCUAGAGCUGAGGGUGUAAGAUACAUUCAGAGUUUAAUUGCUGAGGAAACUCUAUACAAUGUCUGGCAUGCAACAUCAGACCUGAGAGAUCUUGUGACAUCCCAAAGAAUUUGUCUCCAGCAGAUGAAGCUAGAAAUCAAGCUUGAAGAUAUCUUAACUAAGCAGAUGGUUUGCCUUGAAGAUUGGGCCAUACUUGAGAGAGAACAUGUCAGUUCUUUAGCUGGUGCCAUUGCAGACUUGGAAGCAAAUACUCUGCGCCUUCCAUUAACCGGAGGAACAAAGGUGGACCUCAGAUCUCUGAAGUUGGCUAUGUCAUCAGCUUUUGAUGUAAUGCAUGCUAUGGGAUCAUCCAUAUGGUCUUUACACUCUCAGAUGGAAGAGGUGACUAAGCUAGUUUCAGAUCUCUCCGUUAUAGCUACAAAGGAGAAUUUUAUGCUUGGCAGAUGUGAAGAUAUGUUGGCAUCAACAGCAAUCAUGGAGGUAGAAGAGAGUAGCCUCAUGACUCAUUUAAUGCAAAAGAAGCAAGAAGAAGAAGAGAUGAUGCUAAGUCUUCCUUGUUGUCAUUAAGCAAGUUUCCAUGCCCAACACUUAACAAUGACUUGUAAAUUGUUCCUUUUUGGCUGCCAUUUUCUUCUGCCACCAUCCUUUCUCCACAUUUUGUCUUUUACUUGUAGGAAGAGGAUGUGAAAUAAAUGGUUUAAAGAAAAUCAAUGCAGAAAAUGUAGUUUAAUAUCGUUCAUGUAAGCUCAGUAUUUCGUCUUUUUACGUAAUCCGUAUAUAUAUAAAUAUAAUUUUAGUUAGUUUAAUGAUCA